Molecule: messenger RNA, 2037 nt
Organism: Elephantulus edwardii (Cape elephant shrew)
Lineage: Eukaryota; Metazoa; Chordata; Mammalia; Macroscelidea; Macroscelididae
Gene: ATF7IP2
Product: activating transcription factor 7 interacting protein 2
Exons: 10
Coding region: 1-2037 (678 amino acids)
Biological process (GO): regulation of DNA-templated transcription
Cellular component (GO): nucleus; transcription regulator complex
Molecular function (GO): transcription coregulator activity; protein binding
Source: RefSeq, a predicted model, not a curated record
AUGGCAAGUUCAGAUGGGAUUAACCGGAAGAUAUUAAAAGCCAAAAAAACAAUGCCUCCAAGUUGCCGUAAGCAAGUAGAGCUCUUAAAUAAGUCAAAGAAUGUUGAAGCACUGAAAACAGAAACAAAUGGGAAUAAUGAACCAAGUGGUAAUCAGAAUUUAAGUGUUGCUAUCAAUUCAAGCAAAUGUAGACAUUCUAAAAGUGAUGCUUCCUCACUGAACUCAAGCAAAAGUUCUGUAUGCUCACAGAAAAAUAAAGAAUUCUUUCAGAACUUAAUAAAAAUAGGUGACAAAAGUGUGGAUUCAGAAACAAGACUGGAACAUGUUAAUGAUGUAUUUGUGGACCCUUACCAAAAGUCAAGUAAAAGAAUACGUUCAUACAGAAACCUUUUAAUAGAUGAGACAAAAGAGCCAAAAAAUACUUCAGAAAAUACUUCUGUAAGUCAAGAAAAUAUAUCAAGAUCUAAUUUUUAUCUACCCACUGGCAAUUGUAAUGAAAAAUCCACUUACUAUUCAUCAAAUAUUUUGAAUGAUAAAAUUCGAAUACCCAUUACCUUGCAUGCAGAAGGAAGAGGCAAGAUGUCUUAUUUGGAAACUAACUCCAAGUCAGAGUCCCGUGAUCAAAAACAAAAUAACAGAUUAAAUUCAGACUCAUAUAUUGUGCCUGUUGAGAAAACUCCCAGUUUGCUAAAUUCAGUAAGUCCUAGCAAUUAUGCUACUGAUGUUUUGAAAACUAGAGAAUCCAGAAGAACUUGCUCUCCCAGCAUUUCUAAUUGUGGAAGUACAGCAUUAACAUGGCAUUCAUCUCUUGACGUCAAUAGUAAGUGUCAUAAUCAAAGGAAGAAGAUGUCUUCAGAAAAUAAAGAAAAUGUUAAGCGUUUGAAAACUUCUGAGCAAAAUAAUGAAACUAUUAGUGUAGCUCUGGAAAAACAAAGAAUACUGCUGGAACAGGUCAAGCUCUUGAUUCAGCAGGAAAUCUGUGAUAUAAAUUACAGUGUAUUUGAUAGUAAACUGAAGGAACUGAUUGAACGCAUUGGGAAGACACAGUGCAGAACUAGACAUGAAACAAUAGCUGAUGAACUCUUUGCAAAAAUAGCAAAACUUCAAAAACGUAUUAAAACAAUAUUCUACCAAAGCAGUUGUUUGGAAUCAGACGUGUUACCCAGUAAUGUAGCCUAUAAGGCUGAAAAUCGUGAGACUAAGAAUUUGGUUAAGUCUCAAGAGUCAUUUAACAGCUCAAAUGGAAGAAACACUUCUGAGAGCUCUAAUCUUCCCAAGCCUUCAGGAAAAGCAAAUGAAAAGGUUAAUUUGGCCCAAGAUCAUGUUGAUGUGGUUUCUGAAAGUAACGAUGAUGUUAUGUUCAUGUCUAUGGAAAGACCUAAUUUGACAACUUCAGUUACAUCAAAUAAAACAGAUACUAGAAAAAUUAUGUCAAGAAAUUCCAAAGAGGAGCCUGAUAGAGAAAAGGACACUAUGAAGAAGAAACCUGAUUCUGUGAUUGAUUUGACGAAAGAAGGCCCAUUCAAAUGCGAAACAGAAAGUCCAGCCUCCCCUCCGAAGUCUCCUUCUAAAGCUGCUUUAAAUUCAAAAGAGACAACUCCAGUGGCGCAAGCUCCUGUCCGGGUUCCUGAGUCCUUUGAGCACCUUCCACCUCUCCCACAACCACCACCACCCUUCCCCGAGCUGGUGGAUAAAAUUCGAGACACGCUUCCUCCCCAGAAGCCUGAGCUCAAAGUGAAACGAGUGCUGAAGCCCAGGGGCAUUGCCCUGACUUGGAACAUCACCAAAAUCAACCCCAAGUGCGCUCCUGUGGAAAGCUACCACCUCUUCCUCUGCCACGAGACCCCGAAUAAUAAGCUGAUUUGGAAGAAAAUUGGAGAAGUUAAAGCCUUACCACUCCCUAUGGCUUGUACUUUAUCUCAGUUUUUAGCCUCAAACAAGUACUAUUUUACAGUCCAAUCAAAAGACAUUUUUGGGCGUUAUGGACCAUUUUGUGAUAUAAAAUCUAUCCCAGGGUUUUCUGAAAACCUUACCUAA